AUGGUUGCCAUUUUCGCAUCCCGUACUAACACCAGCACCGCUGACGUCACAGAUGACGUAGCCGCUAACGAGAUUAAGUCGUUCAAUUUUGCUUUAACGUACGUACCUGCGAUGUAUGUACUGACGCAGAAUGAUGACGACGAUGAUGACGACGAAGACGAAGAUGAUGAAGAAGGCCGGGACAAAAACAACAACCACAACUACUGCACUAACCACAACAACCACAACAACCACAACUACUGCACUAACCACAACAACCACAACAACUUCAACUACAACAGCAACCACGACUGCGGCAACAUCGGUCUUAAUGUCAUCGUACUCCCGGCAAACUUCCUCCAUUAA
Molecule: messenger RNA, 345 nt
Organism: Helobdella robusta
Lineage: Eukaryota; Metazoa; Annelida; Clitellata; Rhynchobdellida; Glossiphoniidae
Exons: 3
Coding region: 1-345 (114 amino acids)
Source: RefSeq, a predicted model, not a curated record